AAAACAUUUUGCUAUCUUACAUAAAAAAUAUGGGGAAAUUCUCAGCUUUGAUGAUAAUCAUAGCCUUUUUCCUUCUUUUUGUCAUUCAAACUCUCGAAGUUGUUAAUGGCCAGUGUUACGGAAGCUUAGCCGGCAACAGCAGCUACGCUCAGAAUCGCCAAAAUCUCUUCUCUACUCUUUCCAAUAAAGUCCUCACUCACGGCGGAUUCUACAACGCUUCAUUCGGCCAAUAUCCAAACAAGGUUUAUGCUCUUGGACUCUGCGCAAGAGGCUACGAGCCAAAAGCUUGUUCCAAUUGUGUCGAAAAAUUGACCUUUGAAACACAAAAGAAUUGUCCAACCACCAUGGACUCGUUCGUUUGGGGCAGUGACGAAGAAGAGCGUGUUUCUUGUCUCGUACGUUCCUCAAACCACUCUUUUGGGAACCUCGAGCUUGAACCUCCUGUUAUCGGGGUAAGUCCAGAUCAUAUCGGGCCAUUGAUAAAUAUCACCCUGUUCAUGCUACAAUGGGAAUACACGGUAAAUAAGACCCUCCAGGCUGCCACAAAAGCUAAUACUUCCGUGGCACAUAAGUAUUAUAGUGCCUCACACGCAGAGUUCACAGCAUUUCCGAAUGUUUACAUGCUGAUGCAAUGCACACCCGACAUAACUUCCCAUGAUUGCAAUCAAUGUUUGGAAGCUUGUCUGAAAUACUUUAGAGAACAGUUUCGGGGAAGAACAGGGGGCAUGAUUAGUUUUCCGAGCUGUUUUUUCAGGUGGGAUCUGUAUACUUUCCAUAAUGCUUUUGUUAAUGUAACAAGAUUUCCUGCACUUCCUAUACAUCAGGACAAGGAGAUCUCUACGCCAGAUAAGAAAGGAAGAAGCAUGCUAUGGGUAAUUAUCACGAUAAUUGUGGUUCUUACUUUCAUUAAUGUUUUGGUAUUUAUUGGUUUCUACAAAGUCAAUGCUCGGAAGAGAAAAAUAAACAACGAAAAAAAUGUUGGUGGUGCAGAAUACUCUGAUUCAGAUGGUCAAUUUAUGUUACGGUAUGAUCUUGGUAUGAUCUUAUCGGCAACGGAUGACUUUUCGUCUGAAAAUAAGCUUGGGCAAGGUGGAUUUGGUACGGUAUACAAGGGGAAACUACUUAAUGGGAAAGAUAUAGCGGUGAAGAGAUUAGCAAGAGGUUCAGAAGGUGGUAUAGAGUUUAAGAAUGAGGUUUCACUUUUGACAAGACUCCAGCAUAAGAAUCUGGUUAAGCUUCUUGGUUUCUGUAACGAAGGAGACGAAGAGAUUCUUGUCUACGAGUUUGUCCCCCACUCAAGUCUUGACCGCUUUAUCUUCGAUGAGGGAAAGCGUUCGCUUCUUACAUGGGAAGUGAGGUUUAAAAUUAUAGAAGGCAUUGCGCGAGGUCUUGUUUAUCUCCAUGAAGAUUCUCAGCUGAAGAUUAUUCACCGAGACUUGAAAGCAAGCAACAUCCUUCUUGAUGCAGAGAUGAACCCGAAAGUUGCAGAUUUUGGGACAGCUAGGCUGUUUGACACCGACGAGACUCGAGCUGAAACAAAACGAAUAGCUGGAACCCGUGGAUAUAUGGCUCCCGAAUACCUGAAUCACGGGCAAAUCUCAGCUAAAUCUGAUGUAUAUAGUUUUGGUGUUGUGCUUCUGGAACUGAUAAGUGGUCAAAGAAAUAACAGCUUUGGAGAAGGAAUUGCAGCUUUUGCAUGGAAGAGAUGGUCUGAAGGAAAGCCUGAGGUUAUAAUUGAUCCUUUAUUGGUAGAAAAUCCGAGUGUCCAGAUAAUUAAGUUGAUCCAGACUGGUUUGUUAUGUGUUCAAGAGGAUGCAACAAAGAGACCAACCAUGAGCUCUGUAAUGGUUUGGCUUGGCAGUGAGACCAUCACCAUUCCAUCACCUAAGGCUCCUGCUUUCACAGAGAGUUAUUCUCAAUCUGAAGAUGGUACAAUGUCCAUGAGCAUUGUCUUCACGGAGUUGAGUUCUCGUUGAGAUAUAAAUUGUUAAUUUAUAUGUUGUUUUAAGGUGUAAUAAAUAUUCUACUUGUACUUAACUGAAAAAGAGAUCGUAUUAUAAUGUAUGAAUAAAUACACAAUCCCAAGUUCGUGAAACCUCUACAGAGAAUA
Molecule: messenger RNA, 2110 nt
Organism: Eruca vesicaria subsp. sativa (arugula)
Lineage: Eukaryota; Viridiplantae; Streptophyta; Magnoliopsida; Brassicales; Brassicaceae
Source: the annotation of a GenBank genome assembly